CCGCCUGCGCUGUCGCGGACCUCGACAUCCACCUCUCUAAAUCCAAAAAGAUCUACAAUUUCUUCAUUUUUCGACUGCCGACGGGCGGCAACCCACACCUCGCACGUCUCUCCCUCACUUGCAUUCACGUCGGUCACUUCCCGUACGACUCCCACCACUACUCUGUCCUCGAGGUGAUCCACCUCCACCACGUCACCAUCUCCGACGAAAGCCUCCUCAACUUGGUCGCCGCAUGCCCCCUCCUCCGCACCCUUGACAUACGCUACUGCGAGCUGCGCUGCGCCUACCUCAUGGGAGCCGGGGCUAGGCUGAAGAACGUCACUGUUGCGGAGUGUAAACUGCUCACCGACGUUUUCCUCGGCAAUUUAUCCAGCCUCCGCUCCUUCCGUUACAGUGGCUGCUACAUGGCCGCCGACGAAAUCCCUACCAGCUCUGCCAUUGACGACCUUUACAUCUGCUUUGGGGGACCUGCCUGCCGUUGGCUGAGAUCGCGGUGCACCAUAUACGAUGCACGCGGGAGACUCUGCAAGUUCCGGGGAUGUUGGCUUGGUACACUCAUAAGCCUCUCUAAUCUCACCGUGCUUACCGUCUGCAGCAGUGCCUUGCGGAGAGUUUCUGCCAAGGCUCGUGCCAGAUCAAUCGCUGGAAAUGCUGCCUCAUGCAAAUUACAGAAUCUCAGAGAGGUGCAGCUGCUGAUGUUUGCCAUGUACAACGAAAAUUUUAAUGACAUUAUGGCUUUCCUAACGACCUGCUGCACCCUUCGAUUGGAGAGACUAUUUGUGCAGCUUCCAACAAGGAGUUAUCAAUAUAAGCCAUACGAAGAGCCAUCAGAAUCAGAGGAAGAGCUGUCUGAGGCUGAAACAUCAGAAGAAGAUCUGUCCAAGGGAGAAGAGUCCGAGGAAGAUCAAUCAGAGCAAUAUGAAUCAGAGGAAGAUCACGCAAACGGAGAUGAAUCAGAUGAAGAUGGUUCAGAGGAAGAUCACUCGCAAGAAGACCACUCAGAGGAAGAUCACUCACAAGAAGACGACUCAGAGGAAGAUCACCCACAAGAAGCCGACUCAGAGGAAGAUCACUCACAAGAAGGCGACUCGGAAGAAAAUCACUCACAAGAAGAUGACUCGGAGGAAGAUCACUCACAAGAAGGCGACUCAGAGGCAAAUCACUCCCAAGAAGACGAAUCUGAGGAAGAUCAACCAAAGGAAAACAGGUCAGAGGAACAAGGGUUUGCGGAAGGUCAAUCAAAGGAAGAUGGGUCAAAGAGAGAGUUCUCUGAUGGAGGACAACCAUUAGAUGAGCCACAGAAUGGCUGUGAAAACCUUAUGUUGCUCAAGAUGACGAAUUUCAUGGGUCAUCACAAUGAAAUGCGGCUAGUAAGCUUUGUGUUGAAGAAGUCUGCUUGUCUCAACCAAUUGAUGUUGUUUACUCCUGAAAGUGAUUACCCAGGAGGGCCCCAAAAGGAUCAUCUGAAUACAUCCGAUUUUCUUCAAACAAAACUACUGCCCCUCGAAAAGUCCUCUCCAAAUGCCCAGAUAAUCCUCAGCGAGCCUGAUGCUGCUGCAAUCAAGCCGCUGCAUUCAGAGACAUUUGUCAAGGUUUAGUUGUUUGUCAAUGGUGAAUUUUGAUCAUAUAAUCUUAGAUAACAAUGGAUAGUAACUUUUAGAUAAGAUGAAGUGCCAGCUAAUUGGCAAGAGUCGUAGGAUUAUCUAGUUUUUGUGGUCCACGAUAGAUGAAGGACGAUGGAGUAUUCUGUCCAGGGAUCCUGGCUUUAUGUUGAGUUUCUUAAUUAAGACUAUUUCAAAUAUCAUGUUUACUGUCCA
Messenger RNA from Lolium rigidum, 1817 nucleotides. RefSeq lists its product as uncharacterized. The transcript has 3 exons. Bases 291 to 1598 code for a protein of 435 amino acids. NCBI's taxonomy places the organism in Eukaryota, Viridiplantae, Streptophyta, Magnoliopsida, Poales, Poaceae. The record is from RefSeq and is a predicted model, not a curated record.